Messenger RNA from Hemibagrus wyckioides, 8009 nucleotides. It is a transcript of the gene tg, whose product is annotated as thyroglobulin. The transcript has 44 exons. Lineage: Eukaryota; Metazoa; Chordata; Actinopteri; Siluriformes; Bagridae. Bases 17 to 7705 code for a protein of 2562 amino acids. The record is from RefSeq and is a predicted model, not a curated record. Gene Ontology annotation, biological process: thyroid hormone generation.
UCUGGUGCCUCAGUGUAUGGAGUCAGGGGAGUACCAGAGUGUUCAGUGUGACGGAACUCUGGGCCAGUGCUGGUGUGUGGACCUGGAGGGCAUGGAGAUCUAUGGCACAAGGCAGAAUGGCAGACCUUUAGAGUGCCCAGGUGUGUGUCAGGUGAGGGAGCGUAGGCUUCUCCAUGGUGUUGGAGAGCCAUCUCCUCCACAGUGCUCAGAUGAUGGGACUUUUCUUCCUGUGCAGUGCAAGUUGAUUAACACCACUGAUAUGAUGGUCUUUGACCUGUUACAUACCUUCAACAGAUUUCCAGAGCUCUUCCAGACAUUCAGUGGUUUUAGAAAGGCUUUCCCUGAACUGUCCAGCUACUGUUACUGUGCUGAUUCUCGAGGCAGAGAGCUUCCCAGCACUGGACUGGAGCUACUCCUGAGUGAUGUAUAUGGUACAGCUUUCUCAAGCAUGGAUGUUGGACGCUCCUUCUCUCAGUCCAACAUGUAUCGAAUUCUACAGAGGAGAUAUCUUGCUGUCCAGCUGGCCUUGACUGGACAAUUUAGAUGUCCAACUCCAUGUGAAAGUGAACGAUCUGCAACUUCCCAAGCUGGUAGUGUCUUUGUGCCUUCAUGUGAUGCCCGAGGAAACUACUUACCAACCCAGUGCCAGUCUGGUGGGCAGUGCUGGUGUGUGGACUCUGAUGGCAAGGAGAUCUUUGGGACUCGACAGCACGGAGUUCCCAACUGUGGCGCAGGAGCAAAAGACUGUCGCUCUGAAAGGAGACAAGCACUCUCCAGGCUCUUUUAUGGUCCAGCUGGAUACUUCAGCCAGAAUAAUGUAUUUUCAGUCUCUCUGGUGAACCCACAGAAAACCUUCUCUCCUCUUGUACCAUGCAGCCUGGAAUUCCAAGAGCUCCUUGCCAAAUCCGGUCUUUCCGGAUCCUUGCCUGAGUCAGAGAAUUUGGAUGUUGGGGAAAUUCUAGCUGAGAUUGUUCAAGGAUUGUUUCCCACAGGAGCUCUUGCUUUAAAGGCCCUGUCCCUUGCCACAAACCCAAAGAGACUUCAGGAGAACCUUUUUGGGGGCAAGAUCUUAAGGAAUGCGGGCAAUUUUAACUUUACUGGUACAGUUGGUGGUAGAGGCACUUUGAGAUUUAGUCAGAUCUUCAGUCAGAUUGGCUUGAUCCAAAAUGGUGAGGACUUGCUGCAGCUAGCCACGUUCUUCUCAGAUGACUCUGUAAAUGUAAAUCUGGAUCAGGAGAUCUCAGAUUCGUAUGGCCGAUUUGUAAACCUUAAGCGCAAUAGAAACUUGAUCAAGCUAAUUGGCACAGUCCUGGAAAAUGAACAGUUCUUUACAACAGUACAGCAGACAAUUACCUUACUCAAAGCAGAAGAUAACACCCAGCUAGGACCAAUUUUCCAGGCAGUUUUUCAGGAUGACAUUUGCAAUGUAACUGCUACCCCAGCAUCUCUGUAUGUGCCCCAGUGCACAGAAGAUGGCCAGUAUCAAGAGAUCCAGUGCCGGGGUGCUGAAUGUUGGUGUGUUGACUCUUCUGGGCUGGAGGUUAUGGAUUCGAGAUCUACUGGGUCCAGACCGAGAUGCCCAUCUCAGUGUGAGAAGGAGCGCAGAAUGGCCAUAGAAGUGAAAUCCAGCAAGUCAGCAGGUUCGGAGGUGUUCAUUCCUAAAUGCGAGAAAGACGGAGAGUAUGUGCCAUUGCAGUGCCUUGGGAAGAGCUGCUUUUGUAUGGACCACACUGGAGCUAGACACAACAUACUGAGCUCUGGAGGCUCUCUGCAGUGUCCAACAAUCUGCCAGAUUACUGCAGCCCAGUAUUUCCUGAACACAGUCAAUUCCAUUCUAGCCAGUCCUGCUUCAAUAUCACAACUUUCGGAUGUCUACAUCCCUCGCUGCACGUCAGAUGGCAGCUGGCACCAGAUUCAGUGUGAUGGUCCUCCUGAACAAGCCUUUCUCUUCUACAGUGAGUGGAGUCAAGUCAACAAUGCUGGAAAGCAGCUCCCUCUGUCUGAACUCCUUAAUAUUCUGCAAGAAUACAGAAGAAAUACAGAAGCAAUGGUAUCAUUCAAGGGCUUCCUCUUUGCAUUAUUCCAGGCAAGACAUCAGAAAGUAUUUCCUUCUUUGGCCAGAUUUGACACCUUUUCAGAACUUCCAUCUGAAUAUCUAGAUGGGAAUGAUCAAACUAUUUUUGGACAAUCUAUUUUCCUGAACCCUCUGUCCCUAUGGAGACUUCUCAGAGGGGAUACUCGCCAGUAUCCAGGCCCACUGUCAGACUUCAGUGCUCCUUUGGGUCACUUUAACUUGCGCCAAUGCUGGUGCGUUGACCAGAAAGGAGUCAUGAUACCUGGCUCCAAAGCUCCAGUGAACCAGGUUCCAAAAUGUCCAGGGCCAUGCUCUUUGGUGCAGGGUCAAAGUGAAAAGUUCUUAGCAGAGGUAGAGAGACUGAUCUCUCUCUCUAAUAGCUCUCAUCUGCCUGUGGGUUAUAGCUUCCUCUUGGCAGAGAGUGUAAAGCUAAGCCCUGAAGAGCUGCAGCAGGCAAUCACUUCUGGAUUUCAGAUUUCUGACAUACUGUUGAGUAACACAAACUCUGCCCUGCGCCUUGCAGCAUACUCUACUCUACAGUUUUACUGGCAGAGCAGCCUAUUGACCAGUAUAAGGGACAGGCAAAGUCUACUGUUUGGAUAUCAGCCAUAUAGCCCACAGUGUGAUGCUUUUGGUCAGUGGUUGCCCAGUCAAUGUUAUCCAAGCACUGGUCAUUGUUGGUGUGUGGAUGAAGAUGGAAGUUACAUUACUGGAUCUCUUACUGCACGCUCCAUACAGCCCCUACAGUGCCAAACUACAUGCCAGAGGUCGCAAUCUCAGUUCAGUAUGUCUGUUUGGAGUAAGGCAACUGACAUGACUGUUUCCUACAGACCAUCUUGUGAGGAGGAUGGUGAUUUUUCUGUGCUCCAGAAGAAUGAUGUUGCUUUGUGUGUCAGUCCUGCUACGGGAAAGUUCAUCCAAGCAGCCACGCUCAGCCUUACAGGAGAGCCACAGUGCCCCAGUUGGUGUGCUCUUCAGAAGAAGCUGGCAUCUGAGCAUGAGGAAGGAAUUGGCUAUGAUCCAGAGUGUGUGGAAAAUAGUCAGAUGUUCACGUCUAGGCAGUGUGAUGACGUUUAUUGCUGGUGUGUUUCGGAAAGUGGCCGGGAGAUCCCCUUUACACGCAGUCUCCGUUUAGUGAAAACACCGUUCUGUGACAAUCCUCAGUGCCCUCUUGGUUUUGGCAUCUCUCUAUCCCAUGGUUCUAUUCUCUGUGGUAAUGACAGUGUGGCUGGGAAACAAAGGCAGCGCUGUGAAGUUUUCUGUGACCAAGGUUAUAUCAACGCCCUGUCUGCAGAAACAUUCCUGUGUGAUCCAGUGACCAGAAACUGGUUGAGUGAAGCUCCUCUGGCCUACUCCUGCCAAAGAGUUCAGCCUCUGCAGACUGUGCAGGUAUCCACAGUGUUGCACCUGUCUCUGGCUGAAAAUCAGCAAAGCUGCAGUGUUCAGCGCCCUGUGCUCCAAGCUUCUUUACUGUUUAACAUGAGAGCAGCAGGACUAUGUAGCCUACAGCUAUCUUCUGGUCAGUACAUCUCAAUUUGCGAAGAGUCGUCCAUCUCCUUGGAGUGUAUAAGCCAGCAAAACCUCACAGCUUACAUCACUUUUAAAGCUCGCCUCGCUGAUCUGCCAGUCAAUAUCCUGCCUGAUCUCCAUGACAUUGACACGGUGCUCAGCAGCCAGAUGAAGCUGGAUGGGGUGAUGGCGUUGAUCAGAAACAAGCCGUACCAGUCAAUCUUCGUCUUGGAGCGUACUACAGCCUUCUCCUCGCCUGCUUCUUUUAGCUGCUCUGCAGGAUUUCAGCUGCUCCCAGACUCCUCUGGGUGUGUGCUAUGUCCAGCUGGCUCAUUCUCCAGUGAAGGUAAAUGUACUGAAUGUCCACAUGGCACAUAUCAGUCUGAGGCAGGUAAGGACCUGUGCUUCCCCUGUGCCUCAGGAACCUCCACAACAGCAGUGGGAGCCUUCAGUGCCUCACACUGUGUUUCAGAGUGUCAGCAGAGUAAGCUCAACUGUACUGAAAAAGGGGACUUCCUUUCAGCCCAAACAAACUUUUUGACUGGCAAGUGGCUGUGUGUUACCAUAGCAGGGAAGGAAUUGUCCUGGACAUCUGCAGAUAAGCCAAUCACUGCAGAGCAAUGCAAAGUUUUGGAGAAAUUCAAGGCUGUUUCAAUGUCAUCACUGUUGCUGGAUUCUGUGGAUGCUGUGGUGCUGCAGUCUAUUCCCUCCUCAGAGCCACUGGAAACCCAGAUUAGAAAAUGUGUGCUUGAUUGUGCAAAAGACGACUUGUGCCAGUAUGUUGCUGUUUUCCGUGAGGGAGCACAAACCUUCUGUGACCUCUACAGCACACACACAACUAAUGUUGAAUGCAAGACUUCCCAGGAAACAAAGGGGUUUCUGGGAAAUGAAGCAGCUGAUGCAUUCCAAGCUCUGAGCUGCUUGUUGAAAGUCAAGGUUGGAGACAAGCCUAAUCUCACAGUGCUUAGAAAGAAAGGACAUGAAUUCAAUACUGCUGGCAGCAAGAGCUUUAAGAGAUUGAGUUUUCACAAAGUGAGUUCUGGAGCAUAUCGCACACUUGUAUUUGAAGCACCUGAAGCAUCUCUAGAUGAUGUACACCAGUUCUGUGUGGACACCUGCAGUCAGGAAAGCUGCUGUGAUGGCUUCAUUCUCAAUCAGAAUGUCCUCAAUGGAGGAUCAGUAAUGUGCGGUCUGCUGAGUUUUCCUGGUGUGCUGCAGUGCAGUGAGGACGACUGGGACGUAAAAGGCAUAGCUUCAUCCAGCCGAACCUGUGGAGCUGGACUCAAAUAUAAUAAACAGCAGAAACGCUUUACCUUCGAAUUUGGUGGACAGAAUUUCAUCAUCACUGAUUCAGCUUUGCCAGCAUCAAGCAAAAACAAAACUGAUUACCAAGCCACUAUCAUCAGCUUCCAGCAGGUCUUCCUCUGGACAGAGUCAGAUAUGAGCACACGACCAAAGACCGAGGGAGCCUGUGGAGGAUCGGCACCUCUAGAAGUUUCCAGACUUACUCUGUCUGACUCAGUGAAGGAGAAUUUUGAGGCGCUUGAUACCAGUGACUUUAAGACUGACUCGACAAAAGAAACACCAAGCCAGAGGUACUGGGUCUUCAAACACCAGUUCACUGCAGCAGAGGCCCAGCUCUGGUGUAUCAAACGCUGCAUGGAAGAGGAGUUUUGUCAUGUGUCAGACCUUCGAGAUGAAGACCCUGUGUACUUUACAUGCCUGCUGUAUCCUGACACACGGGUGUGUGGAGCUUAUGAUAAACCUCUGAGACAGCCCUGCAGUCUGGUACUGCCACAGGACCCUCAGACUGCGUACCAGAAGAAGGUCAAUCUAACUGGCAGUGUGAAAAGCUUCUACAAGCGUGUGCCUUUUAGAAAGAUGGUGUCUUAUUCUGUCCGUUACCGUGUCAGUAUGAUCAACAAGUCUAUCACUGAAGGGUUCUUUGAAUGUGAGAGGCACUGUGAUGAGGAUCCUUGCUGUAGAGGAAUCGGCUAUGUUCAAGACACUGGAGCAUCUGAUAUUCAGUGUCUGACUCUGAAUAGUCUGGGGAUUCAGACAUGUGGAGAAAAUGAAAGAACUAAUUGGAGAGUACAGGACUGCUCUCCGUCUAAAGUACAGACUGAAGUCUACCCCUAUGGCUGGUAUGAGAAACCAGUGAAUCAGUGGACAGAAAGUCCCGGUAUUUGUCCAUCCUUCAAACUUCGCUCUCCCGCAAAAGUUGUUAAUAUGAAAAACUGGAGACUACUGGAUGCCUCAUAUGUUCUGGUGGACUCCUCUAUCUCUGCAUUUGAUGUAGUUCAUAUAAGCAGAGAUAUUGCUGAUGAUCCGGAUAGAGUCCGUGACUGGUGUCUGGCUGCCUGUGAAGAGAAAGACUCCUGUACAGCUGUGUCAGUGGCCAGUAAAGAGUCAGCAGUGAGGUGUGUCAUGUACCCAGACAGUCAUGUCUGCCUACCGACCUACAGUGGUGUGCGCUGUGUCCUCCUCACUAAGGAACCUGCCCAGUAUGUCUACAUCAGAACUGGUUAUAGGCAACAGCCAACCUCGGUGUCCAUCCCUGGGCACGGAACACUCAUUGGUAAAAGUGAGAUGAAGCUGAUUGGGCCUUACAGCAAGAGUGUGACCUAUUUCCUGGGUGUUCCUUAUGCAAGUCCACCAACUAGUGACAUGCGUUUCAAGCCCCCAAAGCCAGCUGAUUGGACAGGCACCUGGAAUGCCACUUUUGCUCGACCCACUUGUCUUCAGCCUGGUGACACUGAUAACUCUGGCUCCAGUGAGGACUGUCUCUACCUCAACAUAUUUGUACCUAGCAGUGUGAAGCAGACUUCUCCAGUCCUAGUAUUCUUCCACAAUGCUGGCUCCGGUUUGCUUGAUGGCUCUUACCUCGCUGCUGUAGGAAACAUCAUCGUUGUGACAGCAAACUUCAGAGUGGCUGCUUUUGGAUUCCUUAGCACGGGUAACUAUGGGCUCCAGGACCAGGCAGCGGCCCUGGGGUGGGUCCAGGAGAACAUUGCUCUUUUCGGAGGAGAUCCCAAUAGAGUGACAGUGGGAGCGGACAGAAACGGUGCCGACAUUGCCAGCCUUCAUCUGUCCUCAUCUUUAUCGCCGUCUCUGUUCCAUCAGGCUUUGCUUAUGGGUGGCUCAGUCUUCUCUCCAGCUACCGUAAUGAGCAAACAGAAAGCCCAGGAGCAGGCUGUGUCUUUGGGUUUAGAACUAGGCUGCUUGUCAUUAGAUCCGGAACAGCUACUUAUCUGCCUGAGACAAAAAUCUGCUGAGAGCAUCAAUGCUGCACAGACUAAGUUGUUGGCAGUCAGUGGUCCCCUGCAGGCCUGGUCUCCAGUGGUAGAUGGUGUGGUGGUUAGGGAACAGCCAUCAGCAGCCUUGAGAUCUGGACGCUUCCACAGUGUGCCGCUGAUGCUGGGCUCUUCUGCUGAGGAUGGUCUAAUCAGCAGAGCUAAAAAUAUCAAGAACUUUGAGCAGCUUCAGGGAAGAGCAGACAGUAAAACUGCUUUCUAUGAAGCAUUGUCCAAUUCUCUGGGAGGAGAUGAUGCAAACAUGUUUGUGAAGGAAGCAGCUACUUGGUUCUAUUCUCUGCAACACUCUCCAACUCCCUCUGGCUACAGUGUCUUCUCCCGUGCUCUGGAGAAUGCCACAAGUGUUGAUUCUUCAUCUCCUCUGGAUGUGCAGUAUGUGUUUGGAUUGCCGCAUGUCCCAGAAUUGCAACAACUGUUUACUUCGACAGAGAGAACUCUUUCUCGGCAGAUCAUGAGCUACAUAGCUAACUUCAUUAAAUCUGGAAACCCCAACCUGCCUCUCUCUGUGUCCGGAGCGUCUUUUAGUGAGCUUUUGCCUCCCUGGCCUCAGUUCCUGCCCCACCCAAAUGGACAAAACUAUAAGGAGCUGUCUCCUACCCUCAGUAACCACAAGAGCCUCCAGGCAAACGAGUGUUCCUUCUGGUCCCAAUACGUGCCAGUUCUAAGCUCGUCUACAGGAAAAUUCUUGUCCACAAAUUCAGAUGGAGAGAAUAAACCAUCUGAAUCUCCUAAACCUGAACCUUUGCCUGAUUUCAGCUCUUUGGUGACACAAACCAAACCCAAGCCCGAGAAAGAUGCUUACAGUUAAAUUGUUUAAAAUAUGUAAGUUUGAUCACAUACUUGGUCAGCCAUGAUUGCAUACUUUCUGUAGUUCUGUGAAUAUGUUAGAGAUGUCAUAGCUUUAUCCUUUUUUGGGCUAAACAAUAAACCUGCAUUCAAAAAACCAACCAAUCUCAGUGUUUCCCUUUACUACAUUUACAGAUGCAUUUUAUAAUCACCAUCAACAAAUUAUAAAAGCUGUAAAACUGAAACAGAUGCUGUAAUCAGUUUAAAUUAUGAUAGCCGGGAACAAAACAUCCAAAUAAAUUAAAUCAUUACUUUGUCACAUUUAA